Priceomyces carsonii is the source of this 3255-nucleotide messenger RNA. RefSeq names its product isoleucine--tRNA ligase (gene ILS1). Gene Ontology annotation, biological process: isoleucyl-tRNA aminoacylation. Gene Ontology annotation, molecular function: ATP binding; isoleucine-tRNA ligase activity; aminoacyl-tRNA deacylase activity. The coding region runs from base 1 to 3255 and encodes 1084 amino acids. The record is from RefSeq and is a predicted model, not a curated record. NCBI's taxonomy places the organism in Eukaryota, Fungi, Ascomycota, Pichiomycetes, Serinales, Debaryomycetaceae. The transcript has a single exon.
AUGGCUUUUCAGGAAGAUAAGAACUGUCAGUUUUUUAACUUCCCAAAGGAAGAAGAAAAGGUUAGCGAACUUUGGGAUGAUAUAGACGCAUUUCAAAGAACCUUGGAACUUACCAAAGAUUUACCAUCAUUUUCCUUUUACGAUGGUCCUCCUUUUGCCACAGGUCUUCCACAUUAUGGUCAUCUUCUCACGUCUACCGUGAAAGAUAUUGUUCCCCGUUAUGCGACAAUGAACGGCCACUACGUUGAAAGACGAUUUGGAUGGGAUACUCAUGGUUUACCAGUUGAACAUGAAAUUGAUAAAAAAUUGGGUAUUACUGGUAAAGAGGAUGUCAUGAAAAUGGGAAUUGAUAAGUAUAAUGCUGAGUGUAGGUCUAUUGUUAUGAGAUACGCCGACGAAUGGCGUAAAUCAGUCAAGAGAAUCGGUAGAUGGGUAGACAUGGACCACGACUAUAAAACUUUGUAUCCAGAAUUCAUGGAAACCGAAUGGUGGGUCUUUAAACAGCUUUUUGAUAAGGGCGCUGUGUAUAGAGGCUAUAGAGUGAUGCCUUAUUCGACAGGCUGUACUACUCCAUUGUCUAAUUUUGAAGCGCAGCAAAACUAUAAAGACGUCAAUGACCCCGCUAUCACCGUAGGCUUCCCAUUAGUUGAAGACGAAAAUACUUGGUUAAUUGCUUGGACGACUACUCCUUGGACACUCCCUGCGAAUUUGGCUUUAGCUGUUAAUCCCACAUUUGAAUAUGUGAAAAUAUUCGACGAACAGAAGCAAAAGAAUUUCAUUUUGCUCGAAUCUUUAUUAACAACGUUGUAUAAGAAGCCAUCAGCAGCUAAGUUCAAGAUUGUUGAAAGAAUAAAAGGGAAAGAUUUGGUGUCCAAGAAAUAUGUUCCAAUAUUUCCUUAUUUCUAUGAAAGUUUUAAGCAUCGUGCUUUUAAAGUUAUAGGAGCAGACUAUGUUACAAAUGACUCAGGUACAGGUAUUGUUCACCAGGCUCCGGCUUUUGGUGAAGAGGAUUUCAAUGCUGCAACCAAGGCUGGUAUCAUAGACGAAAAGGAGCAUGCUCCCAACACAGUAGAUGACAGGGGAUGUAUAACGAAUGACGUUCCUGACUUUGCUGGACUUUAUGUCAAAGAUGCAGAUAAAGUUAUUAUUAAAAAGUUAACUGAGAACGGAAGACUACUUGUAAACAGUCAGAUUAGACACUCGUAUCCCUUUUGUUGGAGAUCAGAUACCCCGUUGAUAUACCGAACGGUUCCAUCAUGGCAUGUCCGUGUUACUGAUAUAGUUCCUGAUAUGUUAAAAAAUGUCGAGAAAACGAAUUGGGUUCCACUGAAUGUUAAGGAGAAGCGAUUCUCGAACUGGAUUGCUAAUGCAAGAGAUUGGAACGUAUCUAGAAACCGUUAUUGGGGUACUCCUAUUCCCUUAUGGGCUUCUGAGGAUUAUGAAGAGAUUAUCUGUAUUGGUUCCCUUCAGGAAUUGAAAGAUUUAACCGGGGAUCAAUCAAUCACUGACAUGCACCGUGAUAGUAUCGACCAUCUCACGAUUCCGUCCAGAAAAGGUAAUGGUAUGUUGAAACGUGUUGAAGAAGUGUUUGAUUGUUGGUUCGAGUCUGGAUCAAUGCCUUAUGCGUCAAAGCAUUAUCCAUUUGAGAAAAAAGAUCAAUUCAUGGAUUCUUUUCCUGCUAAUUUUAUUUCCGAAGGUUUGGACCAAACCAGAGGCUGGUUUUAUACUUUAACUGUAUUGGGAACUCAUCUUUUCAAUACUGCCCCAUACCAAAAUGUGAUAGUAUGUGGUAUAGUUUUAGCAGCAGAUGGUAAGAAAAUGUCAAAGAGAUUGAAAAAUUAUCCAGACCCACUGAUUAUUUUAAGCAAGUACGGGGCUGAUGCAUUAAGACUUUACUUGAUCACAUCUCCAGUGUUGAGAGCUGAAACUUUGAAGUUCAAGGAAGAAGGUGUUAAAGACAUAGUAUCUAGUGUUCUUUUACCGUGGUACAACUCUUACAAGUUUUUGAAAGAUUCUGCUGAUUUAUACAAAAAAGAGAAUGGUGAAGAAUUCAAAUAUGAUCCGAGCGUGAUCUCUUCCAACGUUAUGGAUAGAUGGUUAUUAGCUUCUAUUCAAUCUUUGAUUAAAUUCAUUCACACAGAGAUGAAUGCUUAUCGGUUGUAUACGGUUGUACCAAAAUUAUUGUCCCUAAUUGAUCAGUUAACAAAUUGGUACAUCAGGUUCAAUCGUCGUCGUAUUAAAGGGUAUUCGAGCGAUGAUACGAAGGAUACCAAAUGUGGGCUUAAUACUUUGACCGAAGCAUUGUUUACUUUGUCGAGAGCUAUGGCUCCAUUCACUCCUUUCUUGGCCGAUAACAUUCAUCAAAGAAUGCUAGUCUAUUUCGAGGAGAAAGAUUUAACUAUUCACAGCAUUAAUAGCAAUAAGCAGGAUGUGAGAUCCGUACAUUUUAUGUCGUAUCCUGUCGCUAAGGAAGAGCUUUUUGAUAGAGCUAUUGAGAUAGCUGUGUCAAGGAUGCAGAAGGUAAUUGAGUUGGGUCGUAAUAUUAGAGAGAAAAAGAACAUCUCGUUGAAGACUCCUUUAAAAGAGCUAGUUGUUUUACAUUCCGAUCCUGGAUAUUUGAGAGACAUCGCAUCUCUUAAAGACUAUAUUGCUGACGAGCUUAAUGUCAGGACUGUGACAAUAUCUUCAGAUGAAGCUAAAUACGGAGUUGAGUAUGUCGCGGUUGCUGAUUGGCCAACUUUAGGUAAGAAGUUGAAGCAGGAUUCAAAGAGGGUCAAGGCCGCAUUACCCAAUGUACCAUCGGCGGAAGUUCAAAAGUAUGCUGACAGUGGAAAAAUAACCGUCGAUGGAAUUGAUUUAGUAGCUGGUGAUCUCCAGGUUCAACGUGGCUUGCCUUCGAAAGAAGUUGCCGAGGGUCACGAAGCUAGAUCUCUGCAAGAUGUUUUAAUCAUCUUAGAUGUGAAAUUGCAUCCCGAAUUGCAAGGGGAAGGUUUAACCAGAGAGCUUAUAAACAGAAUACAAAGAUUACGUAAGAAGGCAGGGUUAAACAAUACUGAUGAUGUUCAAGUUGAGUACAAUUUGAUUCGUGAUACAAUAGAUUUUGAAAAUGUUAUCAAGUGUAAUGAAGAUUUGUUGUUGAAAUCUACGAAAAGACCCUUGUCUCCAUUUUCUUCUACAGAAAACAAGAAUGUUAUUGCAGAAGAAGAACAAGCUAUUAAUGAUACCAUUUUUGAUUUGAGAUUAUUGAAGCUUUAG